Molecule: messenger RNA, 1451 nt
Organism: Desarmillaria tabescens
Lineage: Eukaryota; Fungi; Basidiomycota; Agaricomycetes; Agaricales; Physalacriaceae
Exons: 8
Source: RefSeq, a predicted model, not a curated record
AUACCUUACUUGUUCUCUUACUUUUACACGUUGAGCCCUCCCUGCUCCGCGUUCGCUCUUGCUUACUAUGUCUGCGCCCGACCGUUUCGCGCUCUUACAUGCUGCUCUCGAGAAGGCACCUGCCCUGUGGGAUACUGAUGUCGCUGACUCGCUUUGCCAAAUAGAGAUUGCUGAACAGGCAGGGAAUGCACAUGUCCUUUUGGCUGCCUACUGUGCCACUUUCGCGCACCCCCACCCGACCAUUGUCGACCGGUUUUUCGCCACUGCUUCCAAAGCGGUUCAUGGAAUCCCCGAAAGACUUGUCCAUCCUGACUGGAAACUGUGGGCUUGCAGCCCCAAGAUAGCAAACAAGGUGCUCAAGGCGGGGGUGUUUACUAUGGCCGAUGCCAAAUUCUUACGAGAACCGUCGCCACCGCCAGCUCCUGUGCCAGCUGCGACAUCAAACUCUAAGAAACGCAAACCCCACGGCCGUUCUCCUUCUACCAGGCCUCUCAAAGACCAAGCGUCUUCCUCCGUCGAUGAAGAGCGGGACCUUCUCCCUUCGCUCCGCAAAGAGAAAGAAACUGCAUCUUCAAGCAGGACGUCCAGCAAACAUCCCAAACGCGAUCAAGUUUCCCCCUCAGUCGACGAGGAACGGGAACUGUCUCCCUUACCUUCCAAGAAGGAAGCAACUACUACCAAACGGAAAGGCACGAUCCCUCCUCCCACUGUGCUAGGCAAAGAGAGUUCAGCGGCCCCCGAGAAAUCCCAGGUGAAAGGCCGAGGAUGCAAAACUGUUGUCAAGGAGGAGCCUACCGUCCCUAGGGCAAAGGAACCUACUCCUCCUCCUGCCAUCCUGGCUGAAGACACGCAUGUUGACAUCCGUGGACGCUCUCCUACCCCUGUUACUGCGGAAUACAUGCUUGAGCGCAUCCUUACUGAUUCUCCUUUGUUGUCGGCAAUGCGUCUCCCUCACAAGGACGCGACUGGUUUCCUUUGUCAACACAAGGAGCCGUUGAUGACUUGUACCAACUGUAACAAGUGGGGUCAUUGCUCCUGCCGUCUCUCCGCCUCGGACUUGCAGGAGGUCCAUGAUAAUCUGCUCACUUCAGCGCAAGCCGCCUAUCCUUUCAUGGAAAUGCACGACCGGCUCUUUCAAUCUGCCGACCGCACGAUCCGCCACCUUCUCAACGCGUUGCACAAAACUACGGAAUCCGCACUGCGGCAUUGUGUAACAUGUUACAAGCAUUCACUCAAGUUGAAGGUGACCACGAUACCGAUGCGCUCGUCAAUUUUGCACGUCAAUUUCCGGUUGGACGCCGCCUGCUUAUCGACAUGGGGCUGCUUGUUGCCCGCACCCCAACUCCGUCACUAUUACCCCCAUCCUUUGACAAUGCAUAGUGAAACUGAUCCCAAGCCUCAACUGCCGGAGUUCACCAUCCUCGAGAACCAGACUUCCACGCCUCGCACGA